GGCAACAUUACUUAAUCUACAUCGAUCUAUUUUGUCAACAUGUCGGAUAACGAGGACUUAUUAGGCGAAGAUUUAGGAGAUCACAGCCUCGCAGAUUAUAAUUUGGGUAACGACGAAGAAGAACAGUUGCUGGCUGACGAUUACGACGGUGCGAAUUCACAAAACGUACCGUCGGCAAGGGGAACAGCUUACAGAGAACAAAUUGAUGUUGUACCAACUGAUUAUGCUGAACAAAAUAUUGAAUAUACCCAGCCUGUACAAUAUGCAGCACCAGAAGCGGAGUGUGUUGUGCCGAACAUAGUAGUGGAAGUGCCGAACACACGUCCAGAGCAUUCCACAUACGCACCGUACGAGCCUACGUAUGAGAGGGAACAUGCUGUGCCUCCGCCUAUUCCAGCAGCACCAAUGGAGUCUCCACAAAUUGUUCCAUCAGAAAUGGCUCCUCUAGCUGGAGAUCUGAAUAGAGAGAGAUUCACAUCAGAACGGCCAGUGGGGUCACAACGGACCCCACAAAUUAGGAAUAUACCGGAUUCUCUAGAUAAAGUAUACGUGCCCCGAGCUGGUCGGGGUCGCGGUGCGUGGCGGCCGCACAGACACGCGCAUCCAUAUAGACGGAAUAAUAUGCAGUUUCGGGCGAACUUCGCUCCCCGCCCGUCAUUCCCCCCUCCCCGCCACAGUCCGCCCCAAAUGCGUCCCGAAAUACCGGAAAUACGUCACGAACCACCUCAAGAUAGACAAAUACAACCGGAAAUACGGCCAGAGUUCCAAAACUUCCAAAGAUUUUACCGUCCUAACAUGGAAGAAACGUUCCCAAACCAAAACUUUGAAAGGCCAAUGUUCCCGGUAUAUAGACCGUUUGUGCCCCGGGAAAUUGUGCCCAAUAAUUUGCCCCAAGUCAUAAGGCAGCCGUUACCAGUGUUGCCUGGUAAGAACGUGGAGCAGGAAGUGAGAAUGUUGCCAGUUCUGCCCCCGAAUCUGCCCCCGUUGACGGGGAAGAAAGUGCUCAUCAAUCCGCACUUUAAGGGCAACUUUCAGCCGCCGGUGGAGGGGUUGCCAGCGUACAUUCCGACGCGCAUACAAAAGACACCGCCCCUAAGCCCCACGCUGGAGCAAAAAUUCGGACCAAUAAAAGACAUAGACGACGCAGCAGAAAGAUUCAUAGCGGAACAGAGGAGUGCUCUUGCUAGAGCCGCUAGUAGGAAUCUGAGGAGAUCACCGCAGAGAUACAUAGAGAACACAACAAUAGAGAUAGAGAAUGAGCUAGCUCGUUCAAGACGCAAUGACGACGAAUUAUUGCGAAAACAAGAAGAAUUCAUACAUGCUAAUCGCGCUGGAUUGAGACGAAGGAUGCGGUCCCCGUCCCCCCCUCCCCGCCGCUCCCCCUCACCCGUGCGGGAACAUCGCCGGGAAGAGAGACGGACAAGACCGCAUGAUGAUGAGGACAGUGAAUACAGAAGGAAAGUGCGCGAACAAGAGUCGCUAAGAGAGAGAGUUUUGCGCGCGAAAGAAGUUAGGAGGAGAAAGAAUGCGGUCGCGCUGCAGAAACAGUUGCAAGACAGGGAGCGUGAAAUCAAAGACAAAGAUAAGCCAAAGGACGAACCGAAAGCAGUUAUAAAAGAUAAAGACACAAAAGAUACAAAAGAUAAAGAAAAAGAUAAAGAUAUAAAAGAGAAACCGUCAAGUACAAAGGAAGAAGACACGAAACCGGACACGACGGAGAAAUCUCCGGAAAUAGAGAGAGUUACAGUGAGAGUGAGAGUGGAAGAGAAGCAGAAGGAGAAAGAGAGAGAUAGAUCUCCGUUGAGAGAUGAGGUUGAGGUUAACUCUACUUGCGAAGCCCUAACCCCCCCACGGCCAGUGAACAGUACAACCCCCCCAUUACCGCGAACAACGCACGACAGUGAUGAUGAUCUGGAUCUAAUACUGGGUGAUAUAGACGGGAUAUUAUCUGAUGAUGAAGAUACAGGACGGUUUAAGGAUGAUAAAACGGAUUCAAGCAAAUCCCAAACGGAUCUCCGUUCGAAGUUGCCGCCGAAAAAUGGCGACAAAAAAACGGGCAGACAAAAGAUUACGUUCACUGCAAAUGAGGAGAAAAAGAAAGAGAAAUCACCAAUACGCAGGACUAUAGUGACAAGUUCUACGAAAAAUGUGGAAACCGAAAAGAAAACUGAAAAGGUAAAACCGCAGGCCGCAACCAAUACGACUGCUAAAUCUAGACAACGGAUAGUUUUCGAUGCUAAAAAGGCACAAACAGAAAAAACUGAAGACGAGAACGCGCAGAAAUUCACCAACCGCCGCGUAAUACUACAGCGUAAGGGUGACAAAGAGAAAUCUGUCUUUUCGCGAAUCGACCAGAACGACCCCACGAAACCGAACCCCGGAAUAUUCAGUAGAGCGUUCAAAUCCAUAGGCACUGAACGUAUAGUCCGAAACGACACUAUACAAGUCGUUGACAGGAAGGAAUUGUCAUCUGACGGCCGUAAAGUGGCAUCUGACAGCCGAAAAGUCGCAUCUGACAGUCGUAAAGUGUCAUCUGACUUGCGCAAAGUGUCAUCUGACGGGCGUAAGAUGUCUGACGAGCCAGAAGUGGAAUAUGAGAGCGGUUCUGAUGAUGAAGGGGUUACGAAGCCAAGGGAAGUGGGUUUGAGUGCCGCGGUGAGCAAUUUGCCGCACGGCAUGACGGACACGAGAUUGCGGACUUUGGCCGGCGAUUUUGUACAGAGUUUAAUAUUGGAUAAGGAGGAACGUACAGCAAAAAUAACGUUCAAGACGACAAGUGCAGCUGAGAAUUUUAAGAAGAAAUUCAAUAACAAGAUGGUCGCCGCGAGCAGGCUUACUGUUGUAUUGCAAUAAAUGAUUUAAUUAUUGUAUGGGGUUACAUUAUUUGGUUGCGAUCUAUUGUUAUUGUGUUAAAAAUUUUUUUACUAGCCAUAAUGUAAAUUUAAACAGAAUACAAUUUUUUUUGGUUUUUCUGAUAUCGGGGCUUUUAAUGUAGUACAUACUGUUCAUUAAGACAAGACCAAUCUAUGGAGUGAUGGAAAAAUUAUAUCAAAAUUAAUAAAAAACAGUAAAAAUAGCGAUUUAUGGCCUGUACCCUCAUAGGCCCGUGUCCCAACAGUGGGAAUUUUUUGACGGAAUAGUGCUAUCUCUCUCGUUCAUAAAGUCAUUUGUAUGUUUUGUCACUCAUAAAAUUAUAGUCCCGAAUAUAGGAAUACUAAAAUAUCCAUACUAAUAUUAUAAAUGCGAAAGUAACUCUGUCUGUCUGUCUGUUACUCAAUCACGCCUUAACUACUGAACCAAUUUGCAUGAAAUUUGGUU
Molecule: messenger RNA, 3318 nt
Organism: Colias croceus (clouded yellow)
Lineage: Eukaryota; Metazoa; Arthropoda; Insecta; Lepidoptera; Pieridae
Product: TRAF3-interacting protein 1-like
Exons: 19
Coding region: 40-2853 (937 amino acids)
Molecular function (GO): nucleic acid binding
Source: RefSeq, a predicted model, not a curated record